UAAGAGAAAUCUCCACCCACCCGAGACAGCUGGCCAUGUAAAACCAACUGGCCCAUUGAUACUUCGCUCGACGCUGAACAGAAUGACAUCUCCAUACAUUAUUUAAAAACAAAUGUAGGGCUACAUUUUGUUGAGUUUGAACUGCUUGUGAAAGUAGGCUACUUUUUUUUUGUCAACUUCAGCACAACAGGAAAAAGUGCGCAUAUGCAGGCUACUUGUAAAUGUAGUCUAUGAGUGGCUUGUCUAGUUUACCCUUUGCACAGCGAAUUAUUUAAUAGUUGUUUAGCUAACGUAAACUUCACAUUGUCUUCUCAGGGAAUGYCUUUGCUUUUAACUACUUUAUUUGAUAACGUGGCAUCAAAUAGAAUGUGGUGUCGGUUGUAGUUUCUGAUUGGUGAACUUCGAGAGGUGGUGUAGCUGGUUUGGCUUGUGUCCCAACUAGAGUACUGUCAAAAGAUCUGGGAGCUGUCGCAUAGUCAGGCUGGUCCGAACUCUCACUAAAAUGUAAGAGGCAUACGUGUCUGUAGUGUAUUCACCUGCCCGUCCUUAAUUAAACUUCAACAUGAGUGGCGAAAAUGAAAAACCCUCCUUGGUUUAUGGCGAAAUCAACGACAAUCAAGAUGUGUUAGAUCUGGAAAAAAUUACAAUUAUGAAGUAUGCCGUUGACAGCGAGGACGUGCGCAUGGAGCACAAGAUACGACUCCAGAACAGAGAAGAUACAAACCAAACCAUCAAACUAUACAAGCGGCGAUGGUUCAUCGUGUUGCUGUUCAGCUCGUAUUCUCUCUGUAACUCGUUCCAAUGGAUCCAGUACGGAAUUAUCAACAACAUUUUUAUGAAGUUCUACGGGGUAGAUUCUUUCACUAUAGAUUGGAUGUCUAUGAUAUACAUGUUGACUUACAUUCCCUUCAUAUUCCCGGUCACCUGGUUACUGGAUAAGAAGGGGCUCCGUGUCAUUGCGCUGGUGGCUACAGCCAUGAAUUGCGCGGGGACUUGGAUCAAAGUGACCAGUGUGAGACCCGACCUGUUCGCGGUCACCAUGUUCGGACAGUUCUGCUGCUCCUUUGCGCAGGUGUUUAUCCUCGGGAUGCCGUCGAAGAUCGCCUCGGUGUGGUUCGGAUCGGAGGAGGUGUCCACCGCUUGCUCCAUCGGGGUCUUCGGAAACCAGUUGGGUAUAGCCAUUGGGUUCCUGGUCCCUCCCAUCCUGGUGCCUAACGGUGAGGACAUGGAUCAGCUGGCCUAUGACAUCAGUAUCAUGUUCUACAUCACAGCAGGAGUUGCUACUCUGCUCUUCAUACUGGUCGUCAUGGCGUUCCAGGAGCGUCCGGAGCUCCCUCCCACCCAGGCCCAGGCGACAGCUCGCUGCAUCCCUCCAGAACAGUACUCCUACACCGCCUCCAUCCUCAGGCUGCUCCGAAACAAACCCUUCCUCCUCCUCAUCCUCACAUACGGACUGAACGUGGGCUGCUUUUAUGCUGUGGGCACGCUACUGAACCGCAUGAUCAUCGAGCACUACCCUGGUGAAGAGUUGAAUGCAGGGAGGAUAGGUCUCACCAUCGUUAUCGCUGGCAUGGUGGGAUCAUUGAUCUGUGGCAUCUGGCUGGACAGAACCAAAACAUACAAACAGACUACCCUGACGGUCUACCUCAUGUCCUUCGUAGGGAUGUUGGUCUAUGCCUUCACCCUCAGUCUGGGACAUCUCUGGGUAGUCUUCCUCACCGCUGGAGCUCUGGGGUUCUUCAUGACAGGCUACCUGCCCCUGGGCUUUGAGUUUGGAGUGGAGCUGACCUACCCCGAGUGUGAAGGCACCUCUUCAGGCCUGCUCAACUGCUCUGCACAGGUGUUUGGUAUCAUGUUCACUAUCUGCCAGGGGAAGAUCAUAGAUAACUACGGGACGCUGGCAGGAAACAUCUUCCUCUGUGUCUUCCUCUUCAUCGGAUCGGUCCUCACAGGCUUCAUCAAGUCAGACCUGCAGAGACAGAAGGCCAACCAGUUAGCCAAGGCAGCUGCGGACGGAGAGCUCUCUGGUCAGCAGCAGGACUACGGGGCCACGGCUCUAAUCAACAAGCCAGACUGCCCUUCUGCUUCUCUUCAGGCUUGAUCACUAACCCAUAUACCCUAUAACCCCUACACUCUUAGCUCGAACCUCAGACGGGCCAAGGUAGGGGCACAGCCAACCAAUAAUCACCACACGCUUCCCUGUCAUUAUUUUCUUCGGAGUGAAUCCUAACUUCAGCUUUAGUCUCCCCAUUCGACAUCGGUGCCAAGUCUUAAGUUAGGAUUCACUCUCCUGUACACCUUUUGCUUUUGACCAAGAAUUUCCUGGAAGCUUUGUAGUGCAAAAAUAAUCUUAUUUUUUUCCCCACAUUGGCUAAAAAUGGACUUUAGAUGAUCUAAGUUCUAGGAAGUUUUUGGGAAAUUAAAAAACAUAACCCUCCACCCCUCAUCUGAAUCCUGCUGYUGUUCUAUUUUCACUUCCCUCAACUCUCCACGCUCCAGAUUACAUGAUUAGACACAGGUUAUUUUCACCUACAGUCUACAAUAUGUUGAAUAAGAUGUAUGUGAUAAUCUUUUAACACUUUAACCUUUUUGAUGUGUAGUUCCUAGUACCUGUAUGUGUAUAUUUAUGUAGCGUGUUCUUUUAGUUAUUUAUCUGUUGUGUUGCUAUGGAUACUCAAACAGUUGGUCUGCUUGUAUUUCAGACUAAUACUGUAUUUGCAUCAGGAUUUAAAAAAAAAAAAAAAAAUCUGGUAACUUCUCCAAAUUCCCAGAUUUCCUGAAAUCCCGGUUGUAAGAUGCCUCGGAAUCAGAAGGGAAUAAGCAGAGAAUCCUCCAGCUGAGAUUGCUGGAAAAACUGGGGAUUCUGGGAAAGUUAUUAGAAUUUUGCAACCCUAAUCAGAAUAGUAUUUUUAGUUGGAAUGUGAUUGGCGGAUUGUUUUUGAU
Molecule: messenger RNA, 2943 nt
Organism: Salvelinus sp. IW2-2015
Lineage: Eukaryota; Metazoa; Chordata; Actinopteri; Salmoniformes; Salmonidae
Product: choline/ethanolamine transporter flvcr2b
Biological process (GO): transmembrane transport; heme export
Cellular component (GO): membrane
Molecular function (GO): heme binding; heme transmembrane transporter activity
Source: RefSeq, a predicted model, not a curated record